AUGGUGGGCCAAACGCUGGAUACAGAAUCGAAAAAGCAUAUAGCAUGUCUUGGUUGUCGUAUUAGAAGAAGGAAGUGUGAUGGUCUUAAGCCUAUUUGUUCAGCAUGUGUUGAUUUGAACAUUCCAGUCAGAUUGUGCGUGUAUCAUGAUGCUAGGAUUGGUUAUAAGGCCGAUAAAGCUGAAAAGACUUUAGAAAAGAUAAAGGAACAGAACCUGAAAUUGAAGAAAGAACUACAAAAGCUGAAGAGAUCUUCUUCGGGAAAUCUAGUUUCAACUAGUUUUCCAACUAGACAGGCUCGAAAACGUCAUCAAAAUGAUCCAUAUUUGUUGCAUCUCCCAAACAAAGCACACAAAAAAAAUCCAUUAACUGCUACAACUGUGGAAUCCUCAGGAAGUUUUGUUCAUUAUGGUCCAAUUUCAUGGUACGCUAUAGCUUCUACCAAUGAGACAUUGAAAAAUAUAUCAGGUUGGUUUGUCAAUGUGAUAAAAAUGGAAAAGGAGAGGUAUGAUAGAACAAGGAGCUCCCAAAGACAUUACGGUGAAGGAAACCCAAAACUCAAAGCUUUAACACAAUCAUUGGUUGAAACCUCAUUGGAUAUAAGGCAACAUGACACGCAUUUGAUCUUGCAACAAUUGUUGGUUGAGAUUAGCAUGGAUUUGCCGCCAAAAGACACACUGGACAAAUUAUUAGCAUAUUAUUUCCACGUUAAUAGUCAGCGUACAGUUGGGUUUGUGUAUGUUGAUGAAGGACAGUUUUAUGAGCAUUACAAAAUAUACUUACAAUUUGAUUCAAAAGGAACUACUUCACUCUUUUACAAUGGUGAUCAGGACUGUCUUUUAUUUGUCAUGCUGUUAUUGGCUGCCUUAGCAUAUACCGGGUUUUUUGCAAGCAGAAGUAUCAUUGAUAAUGUACCAGACGUUCAAAUAAACCAUAUACUCAUGAUUGAAUAUUUAGAGGCGUUGAUAGCUGCCUCUGGUAGUCACAGGGUCCCUGGAUCAUCAUCAUUUAUGCCAUAUUUAUGCCCGGAAUACCUUAUAGUCCUGAUCCACCUAGGUGUUUUCGAAAGAUGUACACCACUGGGAAGAAGGUUACAAGGUCCUAUGGGUAUAGGUGAUUCAUUAGCUUCCAAACAGGCUAUUUCGUGUGCAAAAGUUUUGAAUUUGGAUAAAGACAUUGAUCUCUAUUACCCAGAUAAGUCCGAAAAUUACAAAAGAGGAUUGAAAUCAAUAUGGACGUGCUUGGUGUAUUAUGAUUUGUCUGAAGCUUUAGAUACAGGUAUUGACUUGAAAAUAAAGCCUGAAGAUUUAGUCAUGUAUGAAUAUGAUACAUCCCCUUAUGUUAGAUCGCUGGUUGUUUUGAAUAAGGUGUUGAACCAGUUUAACGAAAAAGCUGUUGAAAUUUCAGGGUUGGAGCUAACAGAUUAUAUUGAAAAACAACUGGUAUCACAAUUAGAUAAAUUUUUGUCAAAUGACUUACCCUCAGGUGCUUCAGAUCUUCAAUAUUUAAGAUCUUUUGACUUUGAUGAUAUAGCAGGCUCUUCAAAAUAUGUGUCUACGUUACAAAUGGCUGCCAUAAAGAUGUUAUUUUAUUCACUUUCACAGUCACUAUAUCAGUUUUGUACCAAAAUGGCUGAACAAAAUAAUGGUAACUGGAGAAGAUAUGAACUUUUGGCUAUAAAAAAAGGUUCAACAUUGAUGCAAUACUUGAAAGAUACUAUAGAGGCUGUUAGAAGAUUGAUCUUACAUGAUAAUGCUAAAUAUUUUUCUUUGAUUCCAACUCUUCAGAUUGUGGGUAAACAAGUGACUUUCUCACUAAGAAGGUGUACUCUCUUCGGUGGACAUUUGGCUUUGAGGAACUCUAACCAACGAUAUAAUUACCAGGUAUUGAAUGAAUUGGUGAAUGAUCCACAAAAAUAUGCAAAGUCACUGAUGAAAUCUACAGUCCCAAGUAAACGUUAUGAAAUUUUCUCAUACAACAUGCAAGAUUUGGAAGAUCUAGAGAUUGAGAAAGACUUGAACUUGAUGAAGCAAAAACUUAGUCACUUAUUUGAAAGCAAGUUUUUGAUUUUCAAACUAUCAAGAAUGAUCCAAAUGGUUGCAAAAGCAUUGGAUAAUGACAAGUUCAAUUUGAAUUUCGUGAAAUUGAAUUACGUGUUCUUCUACUGCAGCAGUGCCAGUAAUUUGUUUCUUUCAUUGGCAUACCCACCAGAGGAUAACACAAAGCUAAUGCUUAUUCCAAUCAAUUCAGAUCCUCAACAUAUUGAUGGGUCUGCUGAAGACGUGCCAGCUCCAGAGUUCAAUUUUAACGAUCUUUUCAAGUCAUGUAUUGAUACAACCUCAGAUAAUUUUGAUUUCAAGUCAUUUUUUACUGGUUCCACUGAUCUUUAUCAGAAGAAUGAGUUUGAUGAGUUCUUCCAAUCCUUGGAUGCUCCUGGGACAGACAGCUUGAAUGAUAAGCUUCCAGAUUUUUAG
Hansenula anomala is the source of this 2472-nucleotide messenger RNA. RefSeq names its product Zn(II)2Cys6 transcription factor. NCBI's taxonomy places the organism in Eukaryota, Fungi, Ascomycota, Saccharomycetes, Phaffomycetales, Wickerhamomycetaceae. Bases 1 to 2472 code for a protein of 823 amino acids. The transcript has a single exon. Gene Ontology annotation, molecular function: zinc ion binding; DNA-binding transcription factor activity, RNA polymerase II-specific. The record is from RefSeq and is a predicted model, not a curated record. Gene Ontology annotation, biological process: regulation of DNA-templated transcription. Gene Ontology annotation, cellular component: nucleus.